AUGGCGGGCUGGCCGGGGAUGUUCGUUGCUGCCGCGGUCCUGCUCUGCCUCCCGCACCCGGGCUCCUGUGUACGCGGAGAGGCCUUCUUCUUGGGGCGCCAGUGCAGCGUCGUCGGUGACGUGGCCGACUGCUCGCGACGUGGCCUCUCGGCCGUGCCAUCCGGGCUGCCGCCCUCCAUCGCCCAGCUGGACCUGUCUCACAACCGCAUCGAAUCGCUGUUAGCCAACGACUUUUCCGACGUGCCGUUGCUUCGCGUCCUCAACCUGGCCUUCAACCGCGUUCGCGACAUACAUCCCGGGGCUCUGGCGCACACCGCUCUCCUCCAGCACUUGGACCUCUACCACAAUGAGCUGCUCGAGAUCCCCGCGGAAGCCGUGGGCAACCUCCGCCUGCUGCAGGUCCUCAACAUCGCCAUGAACAACUACACGUCUUUCGUGCUGGGCGGAGCGUUUGCAAAUCUGCACAGCCUCAGGUCGCUUACUAUCGGCACCGCUCGCACGGACGUCCUCAAUGCGUCGGACUUCACGGCACUGCAGAACGUCAGCGUGACGCAUCUGAACGUCCACACAGGCUCUCCGCUCAUGAAGUUCGAACCAGGAGUGUUCGCCCCGUUUAAGAUGCUUCAGAGCUUCCGAAUGAACUUUACCGUCGAUGACGACCCGGUCAUAUUUUCCAAGGUUCUCCUCGAUUUAAAUAAAACGAAGGUUUCCGAGUUUCAGACAGACCGAGUGCUGCUGAAUCCUGUGAAAAAUAUGUCCAUUGAUUUCUUUUAUGGCCUUGAAAAGUGCUCUCUGCUCAGAAACCUCACACUCGUUGCUGCCAACUUCACAGACCAAGAAAUAACGAGCCUGCUGAAAAACGUCUACUUGUCUCAGAUCACGUCUGUCGAGAUAACAAACUCCUCGUACACGGAUAAAAACGUCGUCUCAUUCUUCGGCCUUAAGAAUGUGACCAAACUAUCGCCUCUUGAGAAAGUAACAAUCAAUCAGAUUUUUCACCUGAACAUGACCUACCCAAAGUUUGCUAUCAAUUUCACACUUUUUCCAUCCUUUUCCAAACUUAAAAUAUCCCACACUGGCAUGAACAAAGUGGAGUGUUUUUUCAUGAAACUCAAAUUUAUCACUUGGCUCGACUUCUCAAGCAACCUCCUCGACGAGGAAGGCCUCUGGUGGACAAACUGCAAAUAUACAAUCAUCCUUCCACGCACCACUGAACUUUACAUCAGCAAUAACAAGUUCACGGAUCUGCAAAUCAUAUCCAGCAUGGUGUCUCUAAUGCCAAGCAUUACGUUGUUGGACGUUGGUUACAAUUAUAUCACUGACAUUGACGACUGCAGUUGGCCUCCAACUCUCGAAACACUGAUCCUGCGGAACAAUGACAUCAGCAAAGAUUCCCGCAUCUGCACAUCGCCGCAGCUGAAGGUGUUAGAUCUUUCUUACACGCGGAUGGAGGCUGUGCCCUAUUACAUCCUCGAUGAUGCAAAGUCCUUGAGAGAGCUGUAUCUGACGGGCAAUAACAUCCACUACAUCCAGCCAGAAAUACAGUCCUCAUCCCUGCAGGUCCUGCACGUUGACUACAACACGCUGGGAAUCAUAACUAAAGGGACAUUUCAACUCCUUCCGAAAAUCAGGGCCCUCAAAUUGGGAAACAACCUCUUUUAUUGCAUGUGCGACCUUUACUGGUUCCGCCAGACAUUUGAUAAAUCUCUCUUGGUGGAUUGGCCUCAAAAAUACGUCUGCAGUUAUCCAGAGAAUCUGGCAGAGAAGACUCUGGAUUGUUUCAACCCGAGCAUUGUAUCCUGCGACAAAAGGAUCGCGAUCGGACUCAGCGUCGUGAUCACGGCGGUGGUCGUAGCGUUGGUUUUGGGCCUGGGUUAUUACUUCGACGCCGUCUGGUACAUAAGGAUGGGCUGGAUAUGGGUGGGAGCCAAGCGGAGGGGCUACAAGCACGUAACAAGUGGGGAAGCGCCCCCCUUUGAGUACAACGCGUUCAUCUCCUACAGCCACAUGGACUCGGACUGGGUGGAAGGAACUUUGGUACCGAGGCUCGAGAACUCGGGCUCCAACCUGAAGCUGUGCGUGCACGAACGGGACUUCACCCCGGGGGAGUGGGUCGUGGACAAUAUCAUUCGCUGCAUCGAAGGGUCCUCCAAGACACUUUUCGUCCUCUCCAAGAGCUUCGUGAACAGCGAGUGGUGCAACUACGAGCUCUACUUUGCGCAGCACCGCAUAAUGGAGCAGCACCAGGACUCGCUCGUGCUGGUCCUGCUCGAGUCGCUGCCCAAAAACUCGCUGCCGAACAAGUUCUGCAGGCUGCGUCGGCUCCUCAACAGAAAGACCUACCUAGAGUGGCCGGCAGAGGAGAGCAAGCAGGCCAUCUUCUGGGCCAGCCUGCAGGCCAUACUGCAGACGACCUCCAGUCCCACCAACCCCGUGACAUAA
Molecule: messenger RNA, 2442 nt
Organism: Callorhinchus milii (elephant shark)
Lineage: Eukaryota; Metazoa; Chordata; Chondrichthyes; Chimaeriformes; Callorhinchidae
Product: toll-like receptor 2
Exons: 1
Coding region: 1-2442 (813 amino acids)
Biological process (GO): inflammatory response; toll-like receptor signaling pathway; immune response
Cellular component (GO): membrane
Molecular function (GO): protein binding; transmembrane signaling receptor activity
Source: RefSeq, a predicted model, not a curated record